UAUAUGAUAUGAAUAGACGAAAUUAAAUUAGGCCAUGUACAUAAUACAUCUUAGUUAAGUGGGAAUGAAAAGGAAGCAUGUUUCAAGCGAGGAACUCAUGUUUAUGGCGCAAUAAUUAUUGUCCACAAUUUAUUUUGUUUUCCUUUCUUUUUCGUUUAUAUUUCCAUAUUAUUUUCUUGUAGUACUUAUUAGUCCUACGCUCCUGCUAUAUUGUAUUAUGAUGGGCCAGUUCUGUAUACCUGUAAUCUGCUAGUGCCUAGUGUUUUGUGCUGUUGGUGCUCGCUUAUCUUUUGGCAAAUCUCUCUUUUUUUUUUACUUAAAUUAAACACAAAUUCUACUACCGCCCCAAUAAGAUUUCUUUCCUUUUUUUUUGUCAAUUUGCAAUUAUUAUCACCCCUUAGAGAUUAUAUUAAUAGGGCAUUUUCUCAAUUAUAUUUCUUUUGCUAAUUACAUUAAACCCACCCACAGGCGUCUCUGGCCACAAUUAUCUCUUUGCUCUCAAUUUUUUGGUUUCUGCAGUCAAAUAAUCUUUCUGGGUUGGUUUGAAGCAGAGCUCUAAUGGCUCUAAAUUUCCUGUCAACAGCUGAAAUAAGAACUGUUUCCUUUUUGGAUUCCUCUAAUAAUUCUACCCACCAUCUUAAACUUAAAGGUAAUUUCUCUUGGAGAAGGAAGGACAUACGCAUAUUUAGCAAAAAGAUAUGUUGCUCUGCUCAACCAUCACAAGGACCACCUCCAGCCUGGCCUGGACGAGCUGUAGCAGAGCCUGGUCAUAAGACUUGGGAUGGUCAAAAGCCUAUUGCUAUUGUUGGAUCUACUGGUUCUAUUGGUACUCAGACAUUAGACAUUGUUGCAGAAAAUCCAGACAAGUUCAGAGUUGUAGCUCUCGCUGCUGGUUCAAAUGUGACUCUUCUUGCCGACCAGGUCAAAAGAUUUAAGCCUGAGUUGGUUUCUGUCAAAAACGAGGCCUUGGUUGAUGAACUUCGAGAAGCUAUAGCCGAUGUCGAACACAAGCCAGAAAUUAUUCCUGGCGAGGAAGGGAUGGUAGAGGUUGCACGCCAUCCAGAUGCUGUUACAGUAGUUACAGGGAUAGUUGGCUGUGCAGGGCUAAAGCCUACAGUAGCUGCGAUUGAAGCAGGCAAAGACAUAGCCUUAGCCAAUAAGGAGACUCUCAUUGCUGGAGGUCCUUUUGUACUUCCGCUUGCACACAAGCAUAAUGUGAAGAUUCUACCAGCUGACUCUGAACAUUCUGCAAUAUUUCAGUGUAUCCAGGGCUUGACCGAGGGAUCCCUUAGACGAAUUCUUUUGACUGCAUCUGGUGGGGCGUUCAGGGAUUGGCCUGUUGAGAAACUAAAAGAAGCUAAGGUAGCAGAUGCUUUGAAGCAUCCUAACUGGAGCAUGGGAAAGAAAAUAACAGUCGAUUCUGCUACCUUGUUUAACAAGGGUUUGGAAGUUAUUGAAGCUCAUUACUUGUUUGGGGUUGAAUAUGAUAACAUUGAGAUUGUGAUUCACCCGCAAUCCAUCAUCCAUUCAAUGAUUGAGACGCAGGAUUCUUCAGUUUUGGCACAAUUGGGUUGGCCUGAUAUGCGAUUACCUAUACUGUACACAUUGUCGUGGCCAGAUAGAAUACAGUGCUCUGAAAUAACUUGGCCUCGCCUUGAUCUUUGCAAGCUUGGCUCCUUGACAUUCAAAGUGCCUGACAAUGAUAAGUAUCCAUCAAUGAAUCUGGCCUAUGCUGCUGGAAGGGCUGGAGGCACUAUGACUGGGGUUCUUAGUGCAGCUAAUGAGAAAGCCGUUGAAAUGUUCAUAGACGAAAAGAUAAGCUACCUAGAUAUCUUCAAGGUUGUGGAGCUAACAUGUGACAAACAUCGGAACGAGAUGGUGAAAUAUCCUUCAUUGGAAGAAAUUGUGCAUUACGACCUUUGGGCACGGGAUUAUGCUGCAAGUUUUCAGCCAUCCGUAGGGUUGAAUCCAGUCCCUGUCUAAAACUACCAUUUACAUGGAAGUCCAAGAAUUGUGCAUAGUUUCAAAAUUUGUUGUGUCUCCCAGAUGGGUUUUCUCAUGAAUAAAUUUCAUCCUACAAAAUCCCAUUUUUCUUCAGUGAAGUAAGGUUUACUCGUCAAAGUAGUUUUAAGUGAUGAUUCAACACCCACAAAAUGGAAGAACGAAAUAUUCUGGACAUAUUUUUUUAUGUUUAUGCCAAAAUAUAACUCUCAAUGCACAACAACAAACUCAAUGCAAUCAGAUUGAGGUUAGGAAUUAGACACACUCAAUCAUUGUAUUUAUUUUUUAUGUUUAUUUUUUUAUUCAUUAAUGAUUGGAGUCAUAAAAA
This is a messenger RNA of Amaranthus tricolor (Joseph's coat), 2329 nucleotides long. Its product is annotated as 1-deoxy-D-xylulose 5-phosphate reductoisomerase, chloroplastic. Lineage: Eukaryota; Viridiplantae; Streptophyta; Magnoliopsida; Caryophyllales; Amaranthaceae. The record is from RefSeq and is a predicted model, not a curated record. The transcript has 12 exons. Gene Ontology annotation, biological process: isoprenoid biosynthetic process. The coding region runs from base 559 to 1983 and encodes 474 amino acids. Gene Ontology annotation, molecular function: manganese ion binding; protein binding; 1-deoxy-D-xylulose-5-phosphate reductoisomerase activity.